CUCCCUCCUUCUCUCUCUUCCAAAAAGUCUCCCCCCAACUGCCCAACUCACUCACCACUCACCACUCACUCAUCUACAUAUUCUUCAUCAUCUCUCACCUCUGAACGCUACACGAAAACCCCACUUUCAGCAACUCAAUUUUGAUCACAUACACCAUGUCUUUAGCUCCUAGUAGUUAUGCAUCUCUCUAUUCUUCGCCACCAUUGCCUAGAACAGUACCCAUGAGGCAGAGCUCAUUUUGUAAGCUUCCUUGUUCCAACCAUUCUUCAAUCCCCACUGGUUUGAUCAGUUUUUGCAAUACCCACUUGGUGAAACCCUCCAUUUUGGUGGUUAGAGCAUCAGAGACUGAGCCUUCACAGACCUCCAAAUCUGAGAGUGAGGAAGAGAAGUAUGAAGAGUAUGAGGUGGAAUUGGUGCAGCCUUAUGGGUUGAAGUUUGCAAAGGGCAGAGAUGGUGGGACUUAUAUUGAUGCCAUUGCUCCUGGGGGAUCUGCUGACAAGACUAAGAUGUUCACUGUUGGAGAUAAAGUACUUGCCACCAGUGCAGUAUUUGGAACGGAAAUUUGGCCUGCUGCUGAAUAUGGGAGGACGAUGUACACCAUCCGCCAGAGAAUUGGCCCAUUACUCAUGAAAAUGCAGAAGAGAUAUGGGAAGAUGGAUAAUACAGGUGAGUUGACAGAAAAGGAGAUUAUCAGAGCUGAGAGGAACUCUGGUGUAAUAAGCAAUAGAGUGAGGGAAAUCCAAAUGCAAAAUUACCAAAAGAAAAUGGAACAGAAGGAACGCAGAGCAAAGGAUCUACGUGAAGGUCUUCAGCUUUACAGGAGUGCCAAAUAUGAAGAAGCACUUGAUAAAUUUGAGUCAGUAUUGGGAUCAAAACCAGACCCAAAUGAAGCUUCUGCAGCAAGUUAUAAUGUCGCCUGUUGUUACUCUAAGCUUAAUCAGAUACAAGCUGGGCUCUCUGCUCUUGAAGAUGCCCUGGAAGCAGGAUACGAAGAUUUCAAGACAAUCCGGACAGAUCCUGACCUUGCCAACAUAAGAAAAUCUGAGGAGUUUGAGCCUUUGCUCAAAAGGUUUGAUGAAUCAUUUAUCAACGAGAAUGCCAUCAAUGCCAUUAAAUCCCUGUUCGGCUUGCUCAAGAAGGAAUAAAGACAUGAAUGAGCUUCACCGAUUUAAAGGGCUGCUUUGAUGCUUGCAUUGGAGUGCACAACAAUGCUGACACAGAGAAGGAACCAACCAUCUGGUACUUAAAAUUGGUGGUUUCUUCUGUUCAUUUCUGUCUAUAGCUUUAGAUCAGGAUGAUUUUUGAAAGAAGAAUUUGCUUAUUUCAAUUGUUUCUCAUUAGCCUAUUAUCUGUAAUUUUCUUCAUGGAAAGGUUAAAGGAAUUUAUAAACAAAAUUUUUUGAUCAUCAA
Molecule: messenger RNA, 1409 nt
Organism: Vitis riparia (riverbank grape)
Lineage: Eukaryota; Viridiplantae; Streptophyta; Magnoliopsida; Vitales; Vitaceae
Product: protein MET1, chloroplastic
Exons: 7
Coding region: 156-1145 (329 amino acids)
Molecular function (GO): protein binding
Source: RefSeq, a predicted model, not a curated record